UUUGACUUAACUUCCGGUAAGUAUGAGCGCGGCAAAAAGUUAUUUUUCUGAAAUUAUAAAUCAUUCUGCAACCUGCAACAUUUGCAGUAGAAUUGUGAAAACGAGCGGCAACUCGUCGAACUUGCUGUCUCACCUUAAAAACAGACAUCGGGACGCAUAUCUAAAGUGUACAAAGAAAUCGACAAAAGUUGACCAGCUCAACAAAAGCAUUGAGAAAAUGUCGUUAGAGAACGCGUUUAAGUUUUCGUCCACUGUUAACAGAAAACAUGAUGAUAUCACGGAGGCGAUUGUGUUUAUGAUCUGCAAAUACAAUUUGCCUGUCCAGAGCGUGGAAAAAGAAGGAUUUACCAAUUUGAUGAAAAAAUGUGUUCCGACUUACAAGAUUCCAAGCCGGUUCAAGGUAACAAAUCUGAUCGAAGCAAAAUACGACAGCUGUGUAGCUAUGAUGAAGACCAUUCUUCAAGAUGUUAAAGACUUUGCGUUCACCUGUGACGGAGUAACAAUCACAAAUUCAACUCGAUCGUACCUAACAGUAGCUGCUCACUUCAUCAAAGAUAAUUGCCUACAAUCGGUUUGCUUGCAAGCAGUUAGAAUGACACAGGACUUAGUGCGCCCUGCAAAUGAUAACGUACCAGAAGAAGCCUGUUCUAAAAUGAAGGAUUUCUGGAGGCGUCAUAUGCGUCUAGGUAGCAAGCAAAUCGUUAAACGUUUAAUUGCGAUCGUGAAUUGA
Messenger RNA from Drosophila sulfurigaster albostrigata, 730 nucleotides. Its product is annotated as zinc finger BED domain-containing protein 4-like. Bases 23 to 730 code for a protein of 235 amino acids. The record is from RefSeq and is a predicted model, not a curated record. Lineage: Eukaryota; Metazoa; Arthropoda; Insecta; Diptera; Drosophilidae. The transcript has 6 exons. Gene Ontology annotation, molecular function: DNA binding.